Molecule: messenger RNA, 1986 nt
Organism: Ficedula albicollis (Collared flycatcher)
Lineage: Eukaryota; Metazoa; Chordata; Aves; Passeriformes; Muscicapidae
Gene: RRP7A
Product: ribosomal RNA processing 7 homolog A
Exons: 8
Coding region: 1-882 (293 amino acids)
Biological process (GO): rRNA processing; ribosomal small subunit assembly
Cellular component (GO): CURI complex; UTP-C complex
Molecular function (GO): RNA binding
Source: RefSeq, a predicted model, not a curated record
AUGCAGGGCGGCGAGGACGUGGCGUGGGCCACCCCACGGGUGAGGGGCAGCUCAGGGAAUGGGGCCGCGGCGGCAGCGGCGUCUCAGAGCCGUGCGUCUCUCGCAGCUCUGGCCGUGAAGUUCGCGAAGCGGCAGCGCUCGCCCCACUGCCUGUUGGUGAAGGAGCACCAGGUGCGGGAAGGGACCGACACCGCGCACCCGCCUCGCCGCACGCUCUUCGUUCUGAACGUGCCCCCGUACUGCGGCCCGGACUCUCUGUCUAGGCUGUUCUCUCGCUGCGGGAAUGUGCAGUCUGUGGACAUUUGUGACAAACCUGGGCCAGGAGAGAAAAAAGAUAAAACGGCAUCCAAAUUCUUCGACCACAAAGCUCUAAAGGGAUUUCAAGUAGCGUACGUGGUGUUCAGAAAACCAGCAGCUAUCCAGGCAGCCAAGGCUCUGUCACAGCAAGGUCCCUUGUUAAUAUCAACAGAGAGCCACCCUGUGAAAACCGGCAUUAGCAAGUGGAUCGCCAGCUAUGAGGCCUCCAUCGUGGAUCCGAAGGAGCUGAAGGCUGAGGUGGAUGCCUACAUGCAAGACUAUGAUAAAAAGGUGGCAGAGGAAGAAGCCAAAGCAGCCAAGGAGGAGGGUGUUCCAGAUGAGGAGGGCUGGGUGAAGGUGACCAGGAAGGGCCGGAAGCCCGGCCUGCCCCGCACAGAGGCUGCCAACCUGCGCGUGCUGGAGAAGGAGAAGCAGAAAAGGGCCCGCAAAGAGCUGCUCAACUUCUAUGCCUGGCAGCAUCGCGAGACCAAGAGAGAGCACAUUGCCCAGUUGAGGAAGAAAUUUGAGGAGGACAAGCAGAGGAUCGCACUGAUGCGAGCCCAGCGCAAGUUUCGGCCGUACUAGGUUGUGCUGAGCUGUUCCUCAAGUGCCUGUGCUGGAGAGGGUAGGAGAGAUGCUUACUGACUCCAAAGGAUUUUGAGGAAUUGAGGCAGCUUUGGGUUGCCUUAACUCUUGGAUCUGAACGGGGAGGUCCCAGCACCUGCUGCUGGAGGAGAGUUCCCUUUAUUUGCACCAGUAUCCUUCUGCUCUUCUGUCAUUCAGCCGCAUGGCACCACUUCUUGGGGUGCUCAGGUCAAGGGGCUGAGGCACAUCCUGUGACAGCCUGUAUCUCCCUGCCACCCAAAACCACACCUCCUAAAGCUUGGUGAGAACUUGGAUUGACCUAGCAUAGCCUCUGCAGAGGCAGGAAAUGAUUGAAAAACUGUAAAUAAACUGCUGCUACUGUUUUCAGAACAUGGGAAUGUUUCUCUCAUUCCCCCCCCACACUCCCCCAGUCUCCUGUGGGAAGCAGCUUCUUGUGUGCUGGCAUGGUGAUAAAAAUCAUGGCUUGUAACCUGGUGCUCCUUUGCACAUUUUAUUGAAGGAAGGAGGAAAGAAGCGACUUUAGGAAAAAACUAACUGUGACCCGUUGCCACGAGGAAAGAUCAGUGGUUUGGUACAGAGCCCUACCCCUUCUCUUGGUGAUUCCCUCCCUGGCCAAGUGUUGAGGUGCCCAGUCAUCCAGGUGUGCAUGGAGCUCUGCAGCUGUAUCUAGGCCAUGGAAAAUUCCUGAUACCCAGCACUGUUGCAAGAACAAAUGCCACUUUGAGCAGCCUGGUUUGGAAAGAGAAACCAGAUUCCACACCCUGUUUCCACUUAACCUGUCCCCAGCCCACAGAAGGCAGGUCAUCUGACAAAGAAGCUGACAGAAAGCAUCCCUCCAUCUGCUGCCUGAAAAGUUGUAACAGCAGGAAAAUGUGACCAGGAGGCCCUGUGGCAGAGGAACUUCUUAAAAAAAAAAUGGUAACAUUUUCCAGUGACUCUGUAAGCUGAAUCAAUGAUCAAAUGCAGGCUCUUUUAAAAGCAGCAUUUAAAGGCCAUGUGGGAAUUAGGGAAGCAGAAAGUAAGUGGCUGGGUGGAGGCAGGGCCCAGCUCAGUGAGCAGGCAUCCUCUAUCCAAGUAUGAGCA